Molecule: messenger RNA, 891 nt
Organism: Microthlaspi erraticum
Lineage: Eukaryota; Viridiplantae; Streptophyta; Magnoliopsida; Brassicales; Brassicaceae
Source: the annotation of a GenBank genome assembly
AUGACAUGGAAAUGGAAUAAGAAAGAUGCUGACCUUAGACAACUGAACUCAAAACAAACUAAAAUAUUUUCCCCAAGAGAAGAGGUGCCGCUCCUGCAGCACCGGCUAGAACCAGAAGAGCAUUUGGAUCUAUCUGGUAGCUUCUUCACCGGGAGGAUUCCAGAGAGUUUGGGGAAUUGUCUUGGCUUAAAGUCAUUGUUGCUGUAUAUGAACACGUUGGAGGAGACUAUCCCUGUAGAGUUUGGGAAUCUUGGGAAGCUCGAGGUUUUAGAUGUUUCGAGGAACACUCUUAGCGGUCCAUUACCUGCAGAGCUCGGGAACUGCUCGUCGUUGUCUGUUCUCGUGCUAUCGAAUCUGUACAAUGUGUAUGAAGACAUCCACAGCGUUAGAGGGGAGUCAGAUCUCCCUCCAGGCGCUGAUUUAACGUCGAUGACAGAGGAUUUCAAUUUCUACCAAGGAGGGAUUCCUCAGGAGAUCACUAGGCUUCCUAAGCUGAAGAUACUUUGGGUGCCGAGAGCUACUUUAGAAGGGAGGUUUCCGGGAGAUUGGGGCUCAUGUCAAAGCUUGGAGAUGGUUAAUUUGGGUCAGAACUUCCUUAGAGGAGAGAUUCCUGUGGGUCUUGGGAAAUGCAAGAAGCUUCGUCUUCUUGAUUUGAGCUUGAAUAUGCUCACCGGAGAGCUUCUCAAAGAGAUUUCUGUUCCCUGCAUGAGUGUCUUUGACGUUGGUGGAAACAGCUUAUCCAGUUUAAUCCCUCAGGUUCUCAGCAACACCACCACCACAGCUUAUCAUUGUCCUCCUCUUGUUCACUUUGAAAGCUUCUCUAUCGAAUCCUACAACAACAACCCUUCCCGUCCUGCACCGAAAGCCAAAAUGGAACAUGAUUUUUGUUGA